Molecule: messenger RNA, 1035 nt
Organism: Echinococcus granulosus
Lineage: Eukaryota; Metazoa; Platyhelminthes; Cestoda; Cyclophyllidea; Taeniidae
Exons: 8
Coding region: 1-1035 (344 amino acids)
Source: RefSeq, a predicted model, not a curated record
AUGUUGCGUGGGAGGGGGGGGGGUAAACCAGGCGGCUUCCUUGACAAGGGGGCCGAUUUGGACGACCUUUUGGAUGGAUUUGAUUUUAAUGAAAAGGGCAGUUCUAAAACAGGGACCGCGGCAGCUAGCUCUACGUUGGAGACAAGCUUGGAUUCUUUAAAGUUGUCUGUUGAAGCGAAAUCUCUGGGCGCCUCGUCGUUGAACGAGUCGUCCAACACUUCGUCCACCACUACUUCCGCCAUGCGUGGUGUGCAGAAGAGGAGUGGUGUCGCGGCCUCAUCUAGCGCCCGACGGAGCCUUCUUGAUUCCUUACUGAGCCCUGAAGAUGUGAAUGGUGCGGCUACCGGGAUGGAGGUUAACCUGGACAGCUCCUUUGAGGUUAAGGCCGCACCCACGGCGGCCACUUCUCGACGCUCUGUGCGGUUUUCGGAAAAACCGCAAGGCGACAAUGCUCCGGACCUACCCAAUGUGAAUGAGAGGGUAAAACGGGACGGUGAAGCUGAUAACAACGACAAAGAUACAAACUCGCGACCACGGACGGCUCCGGCGGCACGGGAUAGGUCGGGGGUGGGCUGGGGUGAUCUUGAGGAGAGUCUUGACUGGUUCUCGAAGGAUCAUAGUGGUGGCAGUGGUACGGGUGGAGGUGAGUUCAAGGGCGGCCUACAAAAGACUACUUGCAAUAUCUCCAUCGACGGAGGUUUGGACUUGGAUACUACUCUGACAGAAAAGAAAAUUGUCUCUAGAGAAAGUUCCAAUCUUGCUGAAGAAAGGUCUAUCCUCGUUGGUGGUGGUAAGGGGACUGCAGUUCGUCGUUCCCUAAACUUCAAAGGCUCAAAAGAACGAUCUCCAUCUUGGGAACCUCAGCGAUCGCCCUCACUUCUGUCGGUCAUUUCGUCGUUCGUCUAUUGGAUGCAGAGGCGCCUCCCCAUUGUUAUUGGCAUUCGAGAGGUGCGAUUCACCUGUAUUUCACGAACCACCCAAGUGCCUGGAGCUGGCUCAACGCAUAUGGUCGAAUGUGACAAUUCUCAGAAAUAG